AUGCUUGUCGCGGCCAUAGGCUUCAUGAACCUCGUCGUCUACAUUGAAAGCAAGCGCGACAAUGACACCAACGAAGGCCGCUCGCUGGAGGACCAGUGCUCAAAUCAGCACGACACGGCGCUUAGCUUGGCUUUCAGCCUGGGUUAUCUGGGAGCCGACCAUUGGUAUGCUCAUCACUGGCUGCUUGCCGUCCUCAAGUCAAUGUGGGCAUUUCUGCACGGUGUACCUUUUCUCAUUUACCGCUAUGGCGGCCACCGUGAUCCUUAUGCCGCGGGUUUUCCCCGGGGCUUGCUUUGGCUGUCAGCAUUUUCGUUUCUGUUGAAGAUCGUCACCUUUUUCUGGUAUCCGAUCGAUGCAUACCUCUGGUCCUCGGGCGUCUAUAGCAUCCCAGGUUGCUUGGAUCGCAUCGUGAAUUGA
Molecule: messenger RNA, 417 nt
Organism: Aspergillus japonicus CBS 114.51
Lineage: Eukaryota; Fungi; Ascomycota; Eurotiomycetes; Eurotiales; Aspergillaceae
Exons: 1
Coding region: 1-417 (138 amino acids)
Source: RefSeq, a predicted model, not a curated record